AUGUUCACUCUCUCCCUCCUGAGCCGUGGAAAUGGACAAGUGGUCCAGAGCAAACAGAAGAGGUUGGAGGUCUACUUGGAACCAGAGGAUUAUUUGAACUGGACACCCCAAGACAAAGCCCUGAUUGUCAAGUCCCAGGAUGGGGCAAAAGUUACACGGGGAUCCCUUCCUAAAACUUACAGCACCAGAAAGGGGGUCUUAAUUCUUUAUUCAGAAGACUUUGCUGAGCCUUCAUGGAAACAAGAAAAAGGGAAAAAUGGGCCCCGUCCCAACUGUGGCCGAAAGAAGGAGUCAGGUUUUGUACUGCACACGCUCAAAGACCUGACAGCCGCCAUAUUGGCAUACGGGAGCGAAGGGAAGGAUCAGAAGGACCGGGGUUGGCAACCAUACUUACAUUUCCUAAGUAAGCCAAAUAGCCAGAAUGAACAACAUAUCCGUCCGGGCCAUUCAGCCAAGAGGUACCUCUUCAGCCUCUUUCAGAAUUGGACUUCGGGCACUUUGUACAAGCUCCCACGUUCAGGGUAUAUCAGGGACCCUAGGUUGUUCCAAGACAAUCAGCUUUACUUGCCAAAUCACAUCAGGAGUCAACAGGAUCUCUCAGCUGUACCAUCAAAAUACCAUCUCCUGCCUGUUUACCCGUCAGUCUCUACUUUCUGGACUCAGAAAGAACAACUGGCUGAUGAAGGUGAAAGUGACCUUGAUAAUGAGGAAUCUGGAGAUAGUGAUGUGGACAAGGAAGAUUCCAAAGCUGAGAAACAUUGGAAAGAGAAGGUUCCAUUCCCUCCCGUGAGACGGAAGCCUCCAGGGAAGGCCACUUGGCUGGAUGAGGGAACCUGUGCAGAGGACACGUGGAUGGAUGCUCACCAAGGAACACAAGCUUCUAAAAAGAGCCAGGGACACCGUGGAAAGUCCCACCCACCUUUGGGGAGUGACUCUGUGUUUACCUCCCUUGAAACUUCUCAGCUCCCACAUCAAAGAUCCCAUAGUACAUUCUAUGGAGGCCCCUUCCCGGACAGGAAGACAUACCCCAGUGGGAAUGUGAAGAUCUCCAAAAGCAGGCACCAAAUGUUUCCAGAACUUCCAGCUGAAAGAUGUACUCUACCACCUGUUCAAACCACCAUCAACCCAGAGCAAAAUGUGCCUAGAAAAGUAAAGAAAAAAAAGGUGCCAAAGGCUUUGAAAUUACCUGCUAUCACAGAAGAACAACCCAGAGCCCAGGAACCCUUGAGGACUCAGCUUAAUGACUAUGGCAUCCCAGAAGAGCUGCUCAUCCUUCCACUGGAGGUUCCUUCAUAUGCUGAACAACAGCCCAAAGAGAGGGGCCAACGAGGAGAAUUUUGUAAUACUGAAUGCAGACCCAAGGCUAAUGCAGAAGGGAAAUCUUUGCUAAGACUACCUCUGCAGCAUGCCUGCUACUCUCAGCCACCACUGACUGUACAUCUCCCCAGGGACUCGGAUAAUGAUUUUUCUCACCCACAUGGAAGUACUCAUGAAAUAAGAUAUUCAGAGACAAAGAGUAACAAAAUUCAGCAGAAAACACCCAGUGCCAGAAGUCCCAAAGACAGUAUAGAUGAUGGAACCAACCAGAGUGGCCUCCCAGAACAGCUCUUAGGGAGUUCUCAGGACCCAGCACUUGGAAACAUCUUGAUGGGGCCUGCUGGAGAUACUGUUUGCCAGCCUCUCUUGGGUUCUGUCCAAAGCAUGGACCUCCCUCUCCAGCUUGUUUUUGCAUCAGGUGAAGCAUAUCAACUUGUAGAUUCAAGUACCAAUCUUGGUGAAGUGUGCUCAAGUAAUAAGCAUGUCAGGAAAGGAAAUAUUCAUUCAGAAACUAGUCUUCAUGUGAAUACCUGUGAAACCUCAUCCUUGACCCCAGAGCCAGCAGAGAAGGGAGCCCCUCAGUCCUUAGAGGCAGCUGUGCUGAAGACAGGGGAGUCUCAAAGUUUUAUAAAUAAAGAGCUGGAAAAUGAAAAAGGACAGGAAUAUCAGAGAAAACAAUCAAGAACCAUCACAGAAAACCAUCAACGUGAUCUCGGAAAUGGAGGAAGUGAGCUGAAAGUUAGAUUACAGACUGAGGAGCCAUGUUCAGAUGCUGAUGUAUUUCCAGAACACCAGAGACCAGCACAAGGUGGAUGUGCUCCCUUGCCCCUGGAGCCACCGGCAGGGUCCCUUUCUGUCACGGAAACAAAGAAGUCCAAGCCUCAAGCUGAUGGAAGUUCAACAAAAGAGGUAAAGAAGCAGAGGAAUGGAAUCUCUGGAUCACUUGGCACUUCAGGGUUGGAACAAAACCUGACCCCUGGGGCAGAAACCAUCAAAGAAUUACCUCCAGGAAAUGUCCCAGUGGCACCAAAGAUGAUGGGAACUAAGAAGAAUCCUACUGAGAAGCAGCCUCUCUCAAGAAGUAGAAAAGGGAAAGACGCUUCCCCAAAGCUUGGCAAGCUGGCAACAGAAAGCAUCAGCCCUGAGAGACAGAUGCCUGAGAAAACCAAAAGGAGGAAAAGAAAUGAGGUAAACAAAUCUAAGGCUCUUCCUAAUGUUAGCAAAGGAGAGAAGCCCCAAAACAAAACAGAGAUCGUUGAAGGAAAGCCGAAGAAACAAAAAAUUGAAAAUAAGACAAUGUCAGUCUCCAAGAAAAAAAAACCAAGAGCCAAGAAGAAAGAUAUGGAGCAGAAGGAAAGGACUCUGGGGAUAGUGUUGGGGCUAAGUAACUCUUCAUCCACAGAGGACGAAUUUGAUGAAGAGUGCUCUCUCUCAAGCUACAACUCACAGGAAUUUAUACUUCCCUCAAAAUAUCAAACUCCUGAAAGUCAAGUUUCCAGAGAUGAAAGAUUAUAUCCUAUCCAGCCUAUAACUGUCAAAGAAACUUCAGUUUCUGAAAAGGACAAAAGUGCUGAUACUUCUGAGGCCCUCCCUGUCGACCAGCAGCAGGAGAAAGUGCCCAGGGAAAGGAUCCUCGGAAAGGGCAGAGAUGAGGCUCCAAGAGGUGGAAAGGAGGAGGAGGCAGAAGGAGGAGAGGAAAAGGCAACAGCAAGAAGAGCAGCAGAGGCUGGAGAAGAUACAGGAGGAGCUGGAUCGGGAGCAGCACAGGAGAGCUGAGGAGAAGCGCUUACAGAAACAGAGACUGGAAGAAGAGCGGCAACAGCAGGAGGAGGAGGAGAGGAGGAAGCUGCAGCAAGAGCAAGCGGCUCAGGCCCGAGCCAAGCAGCAGCAGGAGGAAUUCCGCAGGAAGAUGCAAGAGAUGCAGAGAAAGAAACAGGAGGAGGAAGCCAGAAGGGCAGAGGCAGAGAAGCAAAGGCAAAAGGAGCUGGAAAGGCAGCUUGA
This is a messenger RNA of Trichosurus vulpecula (common brushtail), 3318 nucleotides long. RefSeq names its product KIAA2012 ortholog. NCBI's taxonomy places the organism in Eukaryota, Metazoa, Chordata, Mammalia, Diprotodontia, Phalangeridae. The record is from RefSeq and is a predicted model, not a curated record.